AAACCCCAUCCCGGCGACCCUCUCUCAUCCUAUUCUCUGCCUCUCUCUUCCAGCCCCGCAGCCAUCUCUCACUCUCAGUUCCUCUCUCACGCCGUCAACGACUCAACAGCCCCUCGCCGUCAACACCGUUUCGUUCUCCUCCACUUCCAGUUGUCCCCGAGGCUAAAGAUAUUGUUUUCCCCUCUCUCGGCGAGCGAAUCGAUUUGGAGAAAAAAUGGAUGAUAGUUUAUAUGAUGAGUUUGGAAACUAUAUUGGACCUGAAAUCGAGUCUGACCAAGAGAGUGACAGAGAGGAUGAAGAUGAGGAUCUUCCGGACAGGCCCACUGAAGAGGCCGAGGCAUCUGAUGGUGAGGAUGCAGCUGCUGCUUCAAAUGGUUGGAUAACGGCCUCGAAUGAUGUUGAUAUGGAUAACCAGAUUGUCCUUGCUGAGGACAAAAAGUACUACCCAACUGCUGAAGAGGUUUACGGUGAAGAUGUUGAAACGCUGGUUAUGGAUGAAGAUGAGCAACCUUUGGAGCAACCAAUAAUUAAACCUGUUAGGAAUAUCAAGUUUGAGGUUGGGGUGAAGGAUUCUUCUAUGUAUGUCCCAACCCAAUUUCUAGUGGGUCUCAUGUCAAAUCCCACUUUGGUGCGAAAUGUUGCCCUCAUUGGGCACCUUCAGCACGGGAAAACUGUCUUCAUGGAUAUGUUAAUUGAGCAAACACACCACAUGUCCACAUUUGAUGUGAAUAGUGAGAAGCAUUUAAGGUACACAGAUACGAGGAUUGAUGAACAAGAGAGAAAGAUAUCAAUUAAGGCAAUUCCAAUGUCGCUUGUGCUGGAGGAUAGCAAUUCAAAAUCAUACCUUUGUAACAUAAUGGACACCCCUGGGCAUGUUAAUUUCUCUGAUGAAAUGACUGCUGCCCUCAGACUUGCUGAUGGUGCUGUAUUGAUUGUGGAUGCUGCUGAAGGAGUAAUGGUAAAUACGGAGAGGGCUAUACGCCAUGCAAUCCAAGAUCGCCUGCCUAUUGUAGUUGUGAUCAAUAAGGUUGACAGGCUGAUAACAGAACUUAAACUGCCCCCAAAGGAUGCUUACUUUAAGCUCAGGCAUACUCUGGAAGUCAUUAAUAACAACAUAGCUGCUGCCACUUAUGCUGUUGGCAAUGUCCCAGUUAUUGAUCCAGUUGUUGGAAAUGUUUGUUUUGCAAGUGCUACAGCAGGAUGGUCCUUCACUUUACAAUCAUUUGCUAAACUAUACGUGAAACUCCAUGGAAUCCCAUUUGAUGCUGACAAGUUUGCAUCUCGGCUUUGGGGAGAUAUCUACUAUCAUCCGGAUACACGAGCUUUUAGGAAGAAAGCCCCUGCGGGUGGAGGGGAAAGAUCGUUUGUCCAGUUUGUGCUUGAACCCCUUUACAAAAUAUACAGCCAAGUGAUUGGUGAACAUAAAAAGAGUGUGGAAUCUACUCUUGCCGAACUUGGUGUCACUCUUCCAAAUGCAGCUUAUAAACUAAAUGUCAGGCCUUUGCUGAGGCUGGCUUGUAGCUCAGUUUUCGGCCAUUCCUCGGGCUUUACUGAUAUGCUGGUUCAGCAUAUACCUUCCCCCAAAGCUGCCGCAACAAGGAAGGUUGAUCAUAUAUAUACCGGGCCAAAAGACUCUAUGAUCUAUAAGGCCAUGAAGAAUUGUGAUCCUGAUGGGCCCUUAAUGGUUAAUGUGACCAAGCUAUAUCCCAAGUCAGACUGUAGUGUCUUUGAUGCUUUUGGCAGGGUUUAUAGUGGCAGGAUUAGGACAGGGCAGACUGUACGUGUUUUAGGAGAAGGGUAUUCCCCAGAUGAUGAGGAGGACAUGACUGUAAAAGAAGUUACAAAAUUAUGGGUUUAUCAAGCUCGGGAUAGGACACCAAUAGCUGAGGCUCCUGCUGGUUCUUGGGUUCUCAUUGAAGGUGUGGAUGCUUCCAUUAUGAAAACUGCCACACUUUGUGAUGAGGAUGUGGGACGUUACGAGGAUGUAUACAUAUUUCGGCCUCUCCAGUUCAAUACACUUCCAGUUGUGAAAACGGCUACUGAGCCUUUGAAUCCAAGUGAGUUGCCUAAAAUGGUGGAGGGUCUUAGGAAGAUCAGCAAGAGCUAUCCUCUAGCCAUUACUAAGGUUGAGGAGUCUGGGGAGCACACUAUUUUAGGUACAGGAGAGCUGUACUUGGAUUCUAUCAUGAAAGACCUCAGAGAGCUGUAUUCUGAAGUAGAAGUCAAGGUAGCAGAUCCUGUUGUUUCAUUCUGUGAAACCGUGGUGGAGUCUUCAUCAAUGAAAUGCUUUGCUGAAACACCAAACAAAAAGAAUAAAAUAACCAUGAUUGCUGAGCCGUUGGAGAGUGGACUUGCAGAGAAAAUUGAGAAUGGUGCUGUAAGCAUUGAUUGGAAUCGAAAAACAAUUGGUGAAUUCUUUGAGAAGAACUAUCAUUGGGACGUGCUUGCAUCGCGGUCAAUAUGGGCAUUUGGCCCUGAUAAGCAGGGGCCUAACAUUCUAUUAGAUGACACGCUCUCUGGUGAAGUUGACAAGAAUUUGCUGAAUGCUGUCAAGGAUUCUAUUGUUCAGGGAUUUCAAUGGGGUGCUCGAGAGGGACCCCUCUGUGAUGAACCUAUCAGGAAUGUUAAAUUCAAAAUAGUUGAUGCAAGGAUUGCCCCUGAGCCACUGCAUAGGGGAUCUGGUCAAAUCAUUCCCACUGCUCGACGUGUGGCCUAUUCAGCUUUCCUUAUGGCAACCCCACGCCUUAUGGAACCAAUGUACUAUGUGGAGAUACAAACCCCAAUCGACUGUGUCUCUGCAAUCUACACGGUACUUUCCCGCAGGCGUGGGCAUGUUACAGCUGAUGUUCCUCAACCUGGGACCCCAGCUUAUAUUGUUAAGGCAUUUUUACCUGUCAUAGAAUCAUUUGGUUUUGAGACCGACCUGAGGUACCAUACUCAAGGACAAGCCUUUUGCCUCUCAGUGUUUGAUCAUUGGGCUAUUGUGCCUGGGGACCCUCUCGACAAGAGCAUUGUUUUGCGACCACUUGAACCAGCACCAAUUCAGCAUCUUGCUCGUGAAUUUAUGGUGAAGACGAGGCGUAGAAAGGGAAUGAGCGAGGAUGUGAGCAUUAAUAAAUUCUUUGAUGAGGCCAUGAUGGUGGAGCUGGCUCAGCAGGCAGCUGAUCUUCAUCAGCAAAUGUUGUGAUAAAGACUGCGAUUCAGACUUUUAGUGUUUGUGUGUCCACAUCACAUCCGAAAAUGUGGUUCCAUCCAGUUCAUCAAACCCAAACUCAACUUGUGAUUUUCGUGCUUGUUUUUACAGUAAGCGCCCCUAACCCCUGCCACCGGCGGCCUCCUUCUGCCAGCGCUCUGUAAAAUUGAUGACAGGAUAGUUAGUUGACCUUCUCAUCUUUCCUUGAGGCGCCCCCCAACACAAAAAAAAAAAUAGUUGUAAUAUCCUAAUUAUAGGAGUUUUUUUUAUUGUAGAAGAGAAGCGGGGUUGGAUUAAAAGAUCUGUGAUCAAUGUGACUAGGUUGUUCAAUUAAUUUUUCAUAUUUUGGUGUUAUGAAUAUAUUGAGCUAUCCUUGGUUGUAACUGCUGUAUCUGUCAGUAGAGGAUCUGUGAACUUAUAAUAGAAGCAGUUGAGUAUAAACUAUAAUCCAUUGAUCAUUUGAAAUAAAAAAUAUAGUUAUCCUA
This is a messenger RNA of Carya illinoinensis, 3678 nucleotides long. Its product is annotated as 110 kDa U5 small nuclear ribonucleoprotein component CLO. The record is from RefSeq and is a predicted model, not a curated record. The coding region runs from base 215 to 3187 and encodes 990 amino acids. Lineage: Eukaryota; Viridiplantae; Streptophyta; Magnoliopsida; Fagales; Juglandaceae. Gene Ontology annotation, biological process: mRNA splicing, via spliceosome. The transcript is spliced from 11 exons. Gene Ontology annotation, cellular component: U4/U6 x U5 tri-snRNP complex; cytosol; U2-type catalytic step 2 spliceosome. Gene Ontology annotation, molecular function: translation elongation factor activity; GTPase activity; U5 snRNA binding.